UAUACAUAUCUAGAUCCAGUUGGGUCUUUAUUUUAUAAUUAAAAUUAGAAAUCUAGAACUACAUUCACUGGCUCAAAAGUGACCAGCCCACUAAAAACAAAGAUCGUAGAAAUUGAAAAGGGCAAGUCUACUAGGCAAACAACCCUCUUUUUCUGCAAAUUUGGGAAGUCUCCAUCAAAUUUUAUCUGAGACCAGGCCAAAGAAAUGGUGCAAAAUGGUAGAACAGGGGUCUUUAAGAGUGUGUUCAAUGUGAGGUUCCUCAACAAUGCGAAUUAUAUUCGCCAUGUAAAUGGCAAUAAUGUUGCUGAUGUUUACUGUGUCCAAUGUGGAAUGCUACUUGGGUUAAAACUUAUUGCUGUGCCCCGACCAUCCCAGGAAAUUAUGGAAGGAAGGUUCUUGAUGAAUUUGGAGAAACUUGCUUAUUGGGGUGGUUAUCGCAUGAUUUAUCAAGAACAAGAUGGAACUGCUGCUGAUAUCGAUCAAGUUCUUUAUGAACUUUUUGCUAAUGAACAGAAUGGACACGCCAAUGUUGAGCAUGCUCCCAUGGAUCAAGACGGAGGUACUGCUGAACAACUUGCUAAUGCUACGCGCAAUCUACACAUAUGAAAACCAACUUCUUUAAGGGAAAUUGG
Solanum lycopersicum (tomato) is the source of this 632-nucleotide messenger RNA. RefSeq names its product protein yippee-like At3g08990. The record is from RefSeq and is a predicted model, not a curated record. Lineage: Eukaryota; Viridiplantae; Streptophyta; Magnoliopsida; Solanales; Solanaceae.